Molecule: messenger RNA, 1613 nt
Organism: Macaca mulatta (Rhesus monkey)
Lineage: Eukaryota; Metazoa; Chordata; Mammalia; Primates; Cercopithecidae
Source: RefSeq, a predicted model, not a curated record
UACAAAACAGGAACUAGUUGUGGAUCUCAGAAAUUCUCAACACAUCCUUUCAGGUUCCAAACAUCUACUAGAAGAGGAAUGCAGAUUUAAACUGAGUGAGGUGUGGAGUGGGGGAAGCUGACUGGGUCUGGACCAAAGAACUUCGAGGAACUUGCCCAGAGCCCUGCACGCAUCAGACCUACCGCAGACACUGCAGGCCCGAAGAAAGCACCUUUUCUGCUGCCAUGACAACCAUGCAAGGAAUGGAACAGGCUACGCCAGGGGCUGGCCCUGGUGUGCCCCAGUUGGGAAACAUGGGUGUCAUACAUUCAUAUCUGUGGAAAGGAUUGCAAGAGAAGUUCUUGAAGGGGGAACCCAAAGUCCUUGGGGUUGUGCAGAUUCUGAUUGCCUUGAUGAGCCUUAGCAUGGGAAUAGUAAUGAUGUGUGUGGCGUUUAGUUCUUAUGAAGAACGUCCCAUUUCUGUGUAUGCUGGGUACACAAUUUGGGGGUCCGUGAUGUUUAUUAUUUCAGGAUCCUUAUCAGUUGCAGCAGGAAUUAGAACAACAAAAGGUCUGGUCGGAGGUAGUCUAGGAAUGAAUAUCACCAGCUCAGUCUUUGCUAUAACAGGGAUCGUAAUCAAUGCAAUAAGCUUGACGUUGUAUUCAUUCCGUUACCAUUACUGUAACCAGAACCAGUUGUCAAAUAAUUGUUACAUGACUGUGUCCAUUUUAAUGGGUAUGGAUGGCAUGGUGCUCCUCUUAAGUGUGCUGGAAUUCUGCAUUGCUGUGUCCCUCUCUGCCUUUGGAUGUGAAGUGCUUUGUUGUAGCCCCGGUGAGGGAUUUCCAGGCCACACCACAUCCCACUCCCCGACAGCCCUCCCUCAUAGAAGAGAGAUGGACUAUAGCGCAUUGACUCUAGUAGUGGGGCUUUGCAUCAUAAAACCCUAGAAGUCAGAGAUUCUCAGCAAUUACCAAUGAUUUUGUAAUUUCAUCAAGUGAAGUAACUUUCAUGUCAUAAUAUUUAAGUCUGUGUUCCCUUUGGCUCUUAGCAUAGAAGCUGGGGAAUGUUGUUUCUCUAAUCUCCUGGUGUGAGUCCAGAAAAGCAGUGGCUUUGGGGCAUAUCUUGGCUAAAUCUCUGUCUCUUCCUGGUCCUCCAUCAUGCCCUACCAACCCAAUGUUGCACUGAGUUUGUGGAAGAAUAACCAGAACUUUUCUUAGUUUCAUGAUGAUUCCUGCUAUUCUGGGCCAGUGUGGUUUUUGCAAUGCUUUAUUCAUAACCAGCAAAUCAUGAUUUGGGUAUGUUGAUGUCAUUAGCAUGAGCAACCUGGUUUGGAAGAAGAGCCCCAUAUUUUUCAUGACACCUUGGUUUACCCAACAUAUUGUGCACUGUCAUCCACCUGUAAGACUGAUUUACUUGCAAGACCAGGGCAGUGGUCAUCACAGCUCGGGUCAAGAGCUACCACUGAAUGUUGUGUCCUAAUCAGGCCUGAUCUAAAGAAUGACUGAGAAGCCCUACAUGAUCUUGAGAAUCAAUCAGAGAAGAAAAGAGUAAACUCUGAUGAUGAUGACUUUAUGUGGGCAGGAAAGGGGCACUCUGAGGUUAUUUGGGUGACUCGCCUAUGGCAUUCUGAUUGU